Penicillium bovifimosum is the source of this 1236-nucleotide messenger RNA. RefSeq lists its product as uncharacterized. Gene Ontology annotation, biological process: positive regulation of TOR signaling; cellular response to amino acid stimulus; regulation of autophagy. Bases 1 to 1236 code for a protein of 411 amino acids. The transcript is spliced from 3 exons. The record is from RefSeq and is a predicted model, not a curated record. Gene Ontology annotation, molecular function: GTPase activity; GTP binding. Lineage: Eukaryota; Fungi; Ascomycota; Eurotiomycetes; Eurotiales; Aspergillaceae. Gene Ontology annotation, cellular component: fungal-type vacuole membrane; nucleus; Gtr1-Gtr2 GTPase complex.
AUGUCCGACUCACUGGUAGCCCGUGUGAGCUGGCCUCAUGGCCCUUUUAUAGGGCGCGAGACCUCACGACGUGAAUACUCAUUCCAGAAGACUGCAGCCCAGCUAAGCCUUUUGGAACAUUUACAGGGAACCAACCAAGUGGCCGCGCCUAACCAGGCAAGAUCGGCCUCUGUGCCCAACACCAAGGGACCCGAUGUAAAACCUCGUCUGCUGCUAAUGGGACUUCGCCGGCAAGUUCUUUUCGGCCAGCUCUCGCAUAGUAGACAUGCUAAUUGUGUCACAGGAGCGGGAAAUCCUCCAUUGCCAGUGUGGUGUUCCACAAAAUGCCCCCAAAUGAGACUCUCUUCCUUGAGUCUACGACUCGGAUUCAGAAGGAUUCCAUCCAUUUGUAGCUCUUUUAUGGACUUCCAAGUUUGGGAUUUCCCCGGCCAGCUCGAGUACUUUGAAUCCGCCUUUGAUCUCGAGGAUAUCUUCGGCAGCCUGGGCGCCCUAGUCUGGGUGAUUGACGCACAGGACGACUACCUCGACUCGGUGGCGCGGCUCAACCGCACUAUACUGACAGUCCAGCAGUUCUAUCCCGGCAUCAAUAUCGAGGUCUUCAUUCACAAGGUCGAUGGGCUUUCCGACGAGUACCGCACCGAUACCUUCCAGGACAUUGUGCAGCGCAUAUCCGACGAACUCAGUGAUGCUGGAUACGAGAACGCGCCCGUGCACUACUAUCUCACAUCCAUCUACGAUUAUUCCGUCUUCGAAGCGUUCAGCAAGGUUAUUCAGAAGCUGAUCCCCAACCUAUCCACACUGGAGAAUCUAAUCAACACUCUCGCCAAUAAUUGUGGAUUUGAGAAGACAUAUCUCUUCGAUGUGCUGAGUAAGAUCUAUAUCGCCUCCGAUACCCGUCCGGUCGACAUGGCUUGCUACGAGAUGUGCUCUGAUUACAUUGACGUGAUUGUCGAUAUUUCCGAGCUGUACUCAUGGGAUCACCCAGUCCGCAAGCGACUAGGCGAUCAGAUCCCGGAGGCUGAAAGCCAUGUGGUGUUACAUGAUCAGACUAUGAUCCAUCUGAUGGAGAUGAACAAAUACCUCUGUUUAGUUUCGGUGAUCCGCAACCCCGAAGCCAAAGACAAGCGGGGUCUGAUUGACAUGAACUGUCGUACUUUCCAAGACGCGCUGAACGAAGUAUUCUCGCGAAGCUGGGAAGAGAGGACGGCACAAGGGGCUGCAAGUGAAAGCAAGUAA